Molecule: messenger RNA, 4558 nt
Organism: Acanthochromis polyacanthus (spiny chromis)
Lineage: Eukaryota; Metazoa; Chordata; Actinopteri; Pomacentridae
Exons: 4
Coding region: 2207-4486 (759 amino acids)
Source: RefSeq, a predicted model, not a curated record
ACUCAUUCGGAGUUAGGGGACUGUUCUCGAAUCAUGUUUGUCCUCUUUAUCCAUAAGGGGUAUAUUUAAGUCUUGAUAGUAUUGCAAGAAAGAUGCCCAAGUCUUUGUGAAAUGCUGCUUGGUUUUUUCCUGAGUGUAUGUUUAAUCUUCUCUAGUUUCAGAAAGUACAUAGUGUCCCUUAUCCACCUUGUAUAAAUGGGAGAAGAUUGCUUCUUCCAGUCGAUCAAAAUAAUCCUUCUUGCAGUCAGAGUUGUAAAGGAUAUGAUCUUGCAGGCCUUUCCAGUAAUACGUCAAUUUUGUGGCAACGCACCAAAUAUGGCACAGAAUUACAAUUCCAGAAAUGUUUGUAUAUACGUCAAAAAUGUUGAGCCAGAAUGUGUGGGGUCACUGGCAAGACCAGAACACGUGAAUAUGGUCUGCAGGCUGGCCUUUACAGCAAGGACAAGAGGGGUCUGUGCUGGGGUAUAUGUUCACCAAUCUCACAUUGGUUAGAUGGGCACGCAGCACAAUCUUAAGCUGAAUUAAACCAUGACGUGCACAUGGGGAGGAUUUAUGAAUUAGUCUAAGACAUGUACUCCACUUAAUUCAUCACCCAAAUUAGUUUCCCAUGGUCUCCUAAUUCUAUCAAGUGAGGGUGGAGAGAUGUUGUAAAUAAAUUUAUAUAAAGUUGGUAUUAAACUUCUGCUGACUGGAGAGAAUGAAAGGAUAUGGUCUAUGACAUCAUCAUUUUGUAGGUCUGGGAAAGAAGUGAAGGAUUUCUGGACAUACUGUCUAACUUGCAGCUAUCUGAAGAAGCUGUUGUGUUUUGGCAAGUCAAACAUUUGCGAUAAUUGUGAAAACAAGGUGAACUUGCCCUCUACAAAGAGAUCCUGAACACAUUUCAUGCCCUUAUUACACUAAAAAGGAGGCGUCAGAGGCGGCUGGAGGAAACAUGCAGUUUCCCAAAUAGGCGAUUGUACAGAAGACAACAGAGAAUUUAAUCAGCAACAAGUGAGACUUUUUAGUUUAAUGCGCUACUUUGUUUGGAAUUAAACUCAUUUUAAUGAAAUGAUUUGAGUCACACUACAUUUAUGUACGUUACAUUUCACAGACUAAAUGCUUCACAGAGUUAAACACAAUCAAACUAUCUGAGGUAAAUAAAGAUCUUUUACUUAAGUAAAAAUAAUAAUAGUGCAAGUCCUACACUUCAAAUAGAAGUGAAAUAAAAGUAUGUUAGUAUUAUCAGUAAAAAUGCACUCAUUUUAUUUUUUUUACUUUGGAUUAUUAUUUCUGACGAAGUAACAUGAAGCAGAAUUUAAAUAUUGUAGUUGACUGAAGUAGAGCUGAUUUUACUUAUUUUACCUUCUGUCAAGGGCCCUAACUUGUUGCAUAACAGUUUAUUAUAUCCUGACAGAGUUUCAAAUCUAAUUAAAUGCAAACUAGUAAAAACAGUUGUCAGUGAAGUAGCAGAAAAUUUCCCUCUGAAAUGUAGUGGGGUCGAAGUAGAAAGUAGGAUAAAGUUAAAUAGUACCUUUAAGCUGUACUUAAAUACAGUAGAUGAGUGAAUUUACUCAGCUACUUUGCACAACUUCUGCGUAUUUUGGAGAAUUGAAACGUGUGUUUAACGAACCUGCAUUUGUAAAAGGAAGUGAAAAAUGUUUUGGAUUCCACAGUAGGAAACGUGCAGGUUUCCUGAUUCCUGUUCUGAUGUUUUCUGUUUCCACCAAACCACAGAUGGAGCCCUGUCAUUUUGUCCAGAAUAAAUUAGCUGAAUGGGAUCUCAGUGAGCUGAUUCAGACAUUUGAAGAAGAAGGCAUUGACAAGGAAACCUUCCUCAGUCUGGAGGAGUCAGGCAGCAUCAAUGUCUUGAUUCCUCAGAUUGGACCAAGAGUAAAAUUCAGAAAGAGACUCAGAGAAUAUUUACAGGUAAUACUGAAAUUCUGAAUACUCUUUUCACUCACAUUUGUCUGCACAGCAGCUGUUUCUUGUGUGAAAAACUUGCUGUUCAAGCAUGUAAAGCACAGAAACAAUGAAAGGGACCUCAAACAAAACACUUUAUAUUAGAACAAAUAUGGGAAACCCCAGAAGCAAUAAUGACUGAACCAAGUACCAGUAAAGAACAUCACAUACCACAUAUAGUUUCAUAAAUAGGCUCUUGAAGUAAACCUUAAAUUCACACAAGUCUCCACUACAGGCCCUGGGAACCAGAGACGACGAAACUCCUGAAAUGAUGGAAACAAACUCAGAGACCGAGUUCAGCACCGAAAUGGAUCCUCCUGUUUUUCUGUGGAAUCUGGAGUCGACUUCAGCACCUGACACGGAAAGUGGCAUUGAGAUGGGUGAGGAGCCGGUUUAUCCCGGUGCAGCGGCGACCAGAGGACAAGGCCUGCUUGCCACCAUAAUGUUCAUUUUGCGUCACCGUCUGACUGCAGCAGGUCGAAGGAGCUUACUGGCUCUGUUGAAUUUUCUAGUCCCUACUCUGGCUGCUGAGUAUCCAUUUGACAAGAUUCCAGGCAUGUCUGCUGUGUUUUACUGUCAGAACUGUCAAAACUACAUGGGAAAAAUCCCUGAAUCUGUUUGUUCACACUGUGGCAUGUUAUUUGACAAAGCAAGCAGCCUUCGAAGUGGAAACUUCUUUUUGUUUUCAUCCCUGAAAGACCUUCUCAAAGACACCCUGAAGACCCACGGUACCAAGUUGUUAGCUAAAACAGUAAAACGUGGGCAUGACAUUGAAGAUGUGAUGGAUGGGAUGAUGUACCAGAACCUGCUUGAACACGGAACGCUGGCUGCAGAUGACAUCACCCUCUUGUGGAAUUGCGAUGAGGUACCGAUCUUUACCUCGCCGCAAUACUCAAUUUGGCCCCUUCAAUUUACCAUUAAUGAACUUCCUUACACACAAAGAAAGGACACCGUGAUAGUUGCAGGGCUGUGGCUUGGUAAAGACAAACCUAAGAUGAAUACUUUUCUACGGCCUUUCACAGACGAAUGCUGUGGUUUAGCCCAACAUCCGUUUCAGUGGACAGACAGCUCUGGUUCAGCUCACUCCUCAAAAGUCUUCUGCUUGGUUUGCUCCUCUGAUGCUGUGGCGAGGCCUCUCCUGAGGAACUGCAAACAGUUCAAUGGAGAGUACGGUUGUGACUGGUGUUUACACCCUGGCGUAGUGGUUGAAAAGGGCGGUGGAACCACAAGAUCGUACCCAUAUGAUGAAAUGAAACAAGCAGCAAGGUCAAAGGAAAUGUUUGAGGAAAAUGCAAGACAGGCUGAAAGGUCCGAUGACACACAGAACGGGGUGAAAGGGCGGUCUUUGCUUUCCAACCUUCCCUUGUUUGAUAUUGUGCUUGGAUUUGUACCUGACUACAUGCAUUCAGUUCUAGUUGGUGUGUGCAAACAACUUGUGUGUCUGUGGCUGGACGAAGUGAACGCUACGAAAGUCUGGUAUGUGGGUCAACACAUUUCACAAAUGGACUCACGCCUUCUCAGUCUGAAGCCGCCGUUAGAAAUAGGGAGAUCUUCGCGGUCACUGAGGUGUUAUAAGUCUUGGAAAGCAUCAGAGUGGCGAGCGUUCCUUUUGUUUUACGGUGUUAGUGUCCUGCCAGGUAUCCUACAGCCCAGAUUUCUGGAACAUUUCUUUUAUUUGUCAUUCAGCAUUCACAGGUUGCUCCAAGAAUCAGUGUCCCAGCGUGACCUCCAGCUGGCUCACCAGCACCUGGUCCACUUUGUAAAAAACAUGAAAGAGCUUUAUGGUGAAGAAAACGUGUCCUUUAACUGCCAUCAGUUGAUCCAUUUGUCUGAGAGUGUCUGUAACUGGGGGCCUCUCUGGGCAACGUCAGCGUUCACCUUUGAGAGAAACAACGGAAAUUUAAGAGCGCUGCUAGAUGACAGCGACUACAACCCCAGACAUAUUUACCAGAGGUUUGCCUGGUGGCAGCACAUACCUGCACACCUUCAUUCACUGGUUUUUAACCAACAUGCAGACUUUGCAGAGUUAUUAGCCAAACUCUCACCCUUAAACGAUGACAGUGGCUCUUACAAGCCCCUUGGAGAAUCACGACGUUUGGACAUUACAGGAUCCGUAACUCAAGCAGUAGAAGAGCUCUUAAAUCAACCAGUUGUCUUGAAAUCAGUUGAAGCUUUCGACAGCUUCACUUAUGGAAACGCUGUAUAUCAUUCGACCAGCAGCAAAGAGUCACACGGAGCAGAUGCUGGUGUUAAACUGAAGGGAGGCUGCUGUGGAGACGUACAGCUGAUGUUUCUCUUUAAAGAGAACUGUGUUUGUACAUCCAGCUGCCUCUGCCAGGCUGUUCCCAUCGUCGUGGUGCAGCUCUACUAUGUCAAACCUGCUGCACUGUUCAGCAACACAAGUCCUCACGGCGCAUUAGAGACGACCUUUGUACGAGUCGAAAGGACAAAUCGGCACAAAGCUUUCUUCUUAGGGGACAUACAGUGUAAAUGUAUGAAUGUGGAUGGAUGGCUGGUGCCUCUGCCAAACACAUACGAGCGAUAUUAGAUAAAGGCGGCAGCAGGACACCAGGCUGUUUAUAUCUAUCCAGAGAAUCUUGAUGUAUUCCUCGUUUUUCAU